This is a messenger RNA of Caenorhabditis auriculariae, 4915 nucleotides long. The record is from the annotation of a GenBank genome assembly. Lineage: Eukaryota; Metazoa; Nematoda; Chromadorea; Rhabditida; Rhabditidae.
AUGCCGCGUCCAUCGCGGAUCUCACAAAAAGGAUCGGUGUGCGGGCGAACGAGAAAACGAGCAGGGCACGAAGUGUAACACAUGCCUAGGUGUGCUGCAGUCAGUUGGCUUGAUCUCAGAAGCGGUUCCUCCGGCUGCCUGUUUCUCCCAACUCGUUCGCCUCGCUAUGCGCAUCCUAAUACCUGUUUUACUCUUGAAUAUCUGGUUGGUUUUGAUCGGGUUAAAUAGUUCAACUGGGAAGAAAAAGCACCUCAUUGACGAAUUGAAACAAUCUGGCUUGUCUGCACUCUAUUUCCUCUCACUAGGAAACGUUUAUUACCCCCCUCCCCGGUUGAAUUUUCGCUGAAACUUUGGUGAAGUGUGCUUUAGGACCCCUUGAUUCCAGAACAAUAAGAAAACUCACAAUAGAUAUCUUUUUCGAGUUAAGAAACUUCAAAAGUUCAAAAUAGCGCUUUUUUUCGUCGUAAUUUGCGUAUUUAACGAACUGUGAAGCUCUAUAACUUGGAAAAAGUUCCCUGGUCAGAGGCAAUUAUCAGAUUGUAAUCUAUAUAGAUGUUUUGUAGAUUCUUUUCAUUUAUUGAUUGACCUCAACCAGGUUGUUUUCUUAUAGUCUGUGCGCCACGACUUGAAAUUUCACCGAACGACAUUCCGCUGUUCCGCUGCAUGCGGUCGCGAAGCGUCUUUGCUUUUGGGAAUCUCGGAUGCCCUUUCAAUUAUCAUUGCUGGUGGAUAUAUUGACAUUGAGAACAGAGAGCCUUGCUGGGAACUGGUCAAUCGGGAAAAAGGAGAUAAGUAGCUCCUUUAAAGUCGAUCGGCGUAUGCUAAUCGUUAUUCGUUUAUUAGCUACCGGGUAACAUAUCGGUACCUGGAUAUUACCGGGUAGGUACCUAAAGUUUGCGAUUGCUACCAGCCGGCAAAUUGGUUUAUUUAGCACUAGUGUUUUUUUAACCGUUCUAUGUUUUCAAAGGUCUUAUUGGCUUGCGCUGAAAAAAAAAUUAACCAAAAAAAAAAAGUAAUUCGCACUAUACAACACCCGGGAAGUAUUGCCAGACUAUCCGGUAGAAAUCGCAAAUGUCAGAUACCUACCCGGUAUUUCCAGAUACCAUAGAGAUGGUAUUCGGUAGCUAAUAAACAACCACCGACUAGCAUCCGCUUUUGGAGUAGCUACCCGGCAGUUACUUGUAUCCUUCUUCCGAUUGACUUUGGAGGUAAAAGUCAGACUAAUCCAAAAAAUCCAAUGAGGUGUAGGAAAUACAAUUUCCGAGUUUUUUUUUUGAAGAAAUAACAAAAAAAAAAGACUUUGAGCAACAUUGAACGUUGCAGUGAGAUCAGCGCUCAAAUAUUUGGCUCAGAGAUUCCGAACUCGUUCAGCACUUUCGCGCAGAAGUCGCUGCGGUCCCGGCAGAUCGGCACAGAGGGUCAGCUGGUGAACACCGUCCUUGCCGAGUACGACCCACACAGCCGACCACCUGUCCGAGGUGAGAUAUUUCUCGAAGUGAGGAGAGAAUAGCUCUGACGAUGGAGCCGCAGACUAGAAAAUGAGUCUUUUUUGCUGGUAAUCAUGAUAAAGUUAUUACACCGUACGACAUUCCGUUUUCACCGUACGACAUUCCGCUCGUUCGCAGUGUGCGGCCACGAAGCGUCUUUGCUUUUGGGAAUCUCGGUCUUGCUUCAAAUUAAAUAAAGUAAAACAAAAAAUGAAAGUGCGACCGGUCCUGGUACCGAGGUUCGCGAAGGCAAAGAGGCUUCGCGACCGCAUCUCUGCUAUUAAAAAAAAAUAAAUCUAAUUUGAAUCUUUCAGCACAGCUUCACAGAAAAUUCGAGAAUGUGAAUUUGAAAUGGAUAUUACUUUUUGGGAUUCGACUGUUUUGUGUGUGUCACGGAGGAUGUCCUAGCGCAUUUUUUUCCUAUAAACACAAGAGAUAAUUCAAGGAAAUUCUUGCAGACAGCGCUGCUCAUUCGGCUAUUCUCAUAAUUACCAACAUCUUCAUCAACCGAGUCCGAUGGCAGGAAAAUCGAGCCGUGAGCUUAUUAUUAUUUUUUUAUCAAAUCAUAGUUUUGUAAUAGUCAAUGUUUCCCGACUUGAAAGGCGAGGGAGGCGGGGCAAGAGGGCGGGACGCGUAGCGUGCGCGUACGCGGUUCUUGGCGCCAGUUCAAUUCAAUCGCCGCCGACUAUUUAAAAAAAGCUCGGCCACCGCUCUUUUUUCUGUAUUUUUCUUCUAUUUUUUUGAUGCACACAUGAACAUAAUCAAUAAAUAAUUAAAAAAACAAGUGAAAAAGAGCAAUAAAUAAAGCUCUCUGAAUGCUCGCUAGCGGUUGAAUUGAACACGUGCCAAGAACCGCGUACGCACACGCUACGCGUCCCGCCCCUUGCCACGCCUCCCACGCCUUUCAAGUCGGGAAACAUUGACUAUAUUUCAUAAUUUGCGUACGCCGCCCAAAAGCUAGUAUAUAGCAUGAAAAACCAAUUUUUCAGUGGCCAAAUCGGUCUGCAGUCAGUCGCAAUCGCAAACUUUUCUUUUAUCUAAUUUCAUAAAUUUCAUCCCUUUUACAUCCUCUGUGAACAUUUUGAGACGAAAAAGUUCAAAAAGGGGCAAAUUUUGACCGCUUCGCGGCCGCUAUGGCCAGCCCGGCCGGCCAUAGUCUUCUGAUAUGUACCUAAAGUUUCAAGAUUUUUCACGAGGAAGCGAGGACUUAAUUCUAUGGAAAGGGAAAAAAAAGUAUUACUCAGGAGUUGGAUAUCUACCUUCGGCAACAGUGGGAGGACAGUCGGUUGCGAUACGAAGUUGACCAACGUGAAGGAAUUCAAGAGGUUUUUUCUUUGAAAAUAAUUUUCCUUCGUUAAUAAAAUUCUUUUGAAAGAAGAAUUUUUCAAAGGCUGAGUCUAAGUAAUCAAGUCAGAAACUUCGAAAAGUUAUUUUUUUUUUGCUGAGACGCAGAUUCCAAGAGCAGUUUGGAUUCAAAACUUUCCCCUCCUUUAAACUAAAUGCUUUUUUCAAGAUCCUUCAAAUAAGAUUUUGAAAUCUCAGUUCACGCUUCGCAGAUAUCAAUCCCGGAGAACCGAGAAAUCUGGACGCCAGAUACGUAUUUUUCUUCUGGAAGCGAAGUCGGCGACGGUGAACAUUCCAACAACGUUGUCGAACCCAGCGGAUACGUCCGCAACUCUCAACAGUUUGUUUUCUUUUUUUUUUCCAACAAUCCAUUUUUUUUAUUCAUCUUUUCAGAAGAACAGUGGAUGUGCCUUUCACGUAUGGGACCUCUUUCCCUUUCAUCAACACGCGCUCUUUUGUACUCCGACUCGGAAGCUGUAAGUAUCUACUUUUCGGGAAAAGAAAAAUUAUGCUUCUAUUCCAACCAAGCUCCAAUUAUAACCGUUCGGUAUAUCUGAUCUGCCGUUCUGCAUUUUAAAGUUUUUUGAAGUGACUCGAUAACUUUAUAAUACACAUUUGAAAUGCAAAAAAAAUUGGCAUUUUUUGUACAUUUUAUGUUGUAUGAAUUAAUUCAGGCGCUGAAAAGCAAAAAAGUCGUCUUUUAAAAUAUUUUAGGUAGGGAAAUUUUAACUGAAAUUGUGAGUGUGGCUCUUACUUAUGAUCAAGAACGUAAGUUUUGUGUAUAUUUUGCCAACUCAAGUCGUUUUGAAGAAAGCAGUCUAAAUUAUGUUUCAAUUAAGACAAAUAUCCUGUCGAAGACGUUGUGUACCUAUGGGCCAAUUCUCCGCCUCUCAUCAAUCCGGUCGAGGUUAGCUUCCUGCUGUUUCUCCUUGCAGCGACGUCUUCAGGUUUCCAACGAACUUCUGACUGGCUCGGUGACCUUCGAAGAAGCCAACUCAGGCGAUUGCGUCGGCAACUACACCGUCGGUCGGUCGACCGAUGGGUUGUACCACGGAAUCCUCCUUUUCAGGUGUUUAUUCGUGCAUCGACGUGAUCGUGACCUUCAGCUCCGGAACCACUUCAGCUCUUUUCUCCUGGUUUUUCCCUUCGUUGUUUUUGGUCAGUGAAGGCGGCUUUCCCGAAGAAAACAAACUUUUUCAGGUUAUUUCCUCUUGGCUUCACUUCUGGGUGCAUGGAAGCUGGUCAGUGCCGAGAACUGCAUCCGCCGCCCUGCCAUUCUUCAUUUUCGCGGCUCUUUUUGUGAGGCUCGAAGCAAGUUUCGCUCAUUUUCUCAGUACAGGUUUUCCGGCAAGACGUUGUCGCUGGCUCGUCUGGACAGUGCUGUUGGUUCGCGUUUUGUCUAUUCCUCACCUUCUUGUCCUUUGUACGGGAAAUUUUCAUUACAAGCGUUAGGUUAUAUCUUGAAGGUUGAGUACUUUUUGGUGAUUUGUUGCGGAGUGCGGAGGUCGAUCCGCUAUGUGGCUAACGGACAUUCGGAAGAGCACCCUAUGGGCGCAGCCAAAGAGGUUUCGAUUUGCUUCUUCUUUAAGUUAAAGCCUAACGAUAAACUUGGAACAGCACAAAAAUCCAUUUUUUUGAAUCAGUUCCGUGAUUUUGAAAGGAAUAACAUCAGAACGGUCCCGAAAAGAUUCAAAAUCAAGAGAUCUUAUAUAAAAGGCCAUUGUCACUGGUCAUACGCACUCCUGAGAUAUUCUCCACUACUCAAAACAGUCUGAACGUCUCUGGGCAUUCAUUUCUACGUGCUAUUUUUAUUGAAUACGCCGUCGAUAGAACAGAAGGUCCAGACGCGUCAGAAUUUUAAAAGUCGUGGCGAAUGAUGUGCGAAACAAAGAAAUCCUUGCAAAAUUCAUUCUUUUCGAAAUUGAAACCCGCAAGUGAUGGGGAAGUUUCAGACGGUAGAGGUGGCCUACGACUCGAGGUGUGCCUCGUUUCACAACAACAACGGGCUCGACGUCAUUUCUCGCGUCGCCUUUCCGGUGGUUCUGCUCAUUUUCCUCGUAGUUUACUUGUUAUUUCUGGUCUAG